Messenger RNA from Solenopsis invicta (red fire ant), 1236 nucleotides. RefSeq names its product bromodomain and WD repeat-containing protein 3. NCBI's taxonomy places the organism in Eukaryota, Metazoa, Arthropoda, Insecta, Hymenoptera, Formicidae. Bases 125 to 607 code for a protein of 160 amino acids. The transcript has 5 exons. The record is from RefSeq and is a predicted model, not a curated record.
GACCCCAGGUGUACCAAUCUUAUUUAACUCCACGAAGUUGUUACAACUGAAUGUAGUUGUCUUCGUUGCACGCACAUCAUGUUGUAUUCUCUCGGUCUUUUUUUAUCGCAUACGUGAAUAUCGUAUGAGAGCCUCAAGCAGAAGAAAGAGUGUGAUUUGCAUAAUGGGUAACCGACAAAUAAAGAAGGAAUCUGUGGAGGAAUCACAAGAAAAUAAUAUAAUAAAAGCUGAGGAGGAAUUGCCGAACGCCGAAGAAAGAUCAAAUGAAGAAAAAGAAAAUAAGGAGCAGGAGAUUGAUUGUAAUACCGUAGAAAGAUCAAAUGAAGAAGAGAAGAAGAUAGAAAUAGAACGCACCAGGGGUGGCGUAAAGCGUGCCGAACGAGACGAGAAAUAUAAGUGGUCGGCAAGGAGAAAGCUUAUUUCUCGCAGAGACGAAGGAGGAAGAAGAGGAAGAGGAUGGAGAGGAGGAAGAGGAUGGAGAGGAGGGAGAGGAUGGAGAGGAGGAAGAGGAUGGAGAGGAGGGAGAGGAGGAAAAGAAGGAAGAGGAAGAGGGGGGGAGAUAAGACGAGGAAAUCCAGUUAAUAACUAUUACAAUUAUUAUUAUUAAAUUAAAAAUAUAUAUAUAUAUUUAUAUUUGUCUACAUUUUAUUCACACAGUAUCAUAUUAUCUUUUAGCUAAGAGGGGACAGAUCUGUGAUUAAACAAAAAUUAAAUUAGAGAUUAAUUUGAGAGAGUAAAUAUAUAACAUUUUUAAGACCGUUCCGCUCGAAAGCCGCGAUCUUUGCACUCGUUCGGCAGAAAAUGCCGCGAGUAAAUGUAUAAAAUCUUUAAGAUCGUUCCGCUCGAAAGCCGCGAUCUUUGCACUCGUUCGGCAGAAAAUGCCGCGAGUAAAUGUAUAAAAUCUUUAAGAUCGUUCCGCUCGAAAGCCGCGAUCUUUGCACUCGUUCGGCAGAAAAUGCCGCGAGUAAAUGUAUAAAAUCUUUAAGAUCGUUCCGCUCGAAAGCCGCGAUCUUUGCACUCGUUCGGCAGAAAAUGCCGCGAGUAAUUGUAUAAAAUCUUUAAGAUCGUUCCGCUCGAAAGCCGCGAUCUUUGCACUCGUUCGGCAGAAAAUGCCGCGAGUAAAUGUAUAAAAUCUUUAAGAUCGUUCCGCUCGAAAGCCGCGAUCUUUGUAUUCGAUCGGCACAAAGUGCCGCGAGUUAAUGAAAAAUUAUUAUUUCACAGGGUCUGAUUAAUUUA